UAAUUGGACGGGCGCUAGGGUUCUACCCUCUCAUCUCUCCGCCCUCCUCGCGCCGCCGCCCCCGUCGUUGGAGCAGAAGCCGCCGCCUCCGUCGUCGUAGCAGAAGCAGGGAUCCCCAUCACCAACAGCCCAAGAAAUUAAGCAUGGAUACGCAGGUGAAGCUCGCAGUGGUGGUCAAGGUGAUGGGCCGCACCGGGUCCAGGGGUCAGGUGACCCAGGUGAGAGUCAAGUUCCUGGAUGACCAGAACCGUCUCAUCAUGAGGAACGUCAAGGGGCCUGUCCGGGAGGGCGACAUCCUCACCCUGCUCGAGUCUGAGCGGGAGGCCAGGAGGCUGCGCUAAGCACUUUCUUUCUUCACAUGUCUGUCUUUGGAAGUACUCCUGAAAUGAUGUGCUGUUGCCUUCUUACUCUACUGCUUUCGUCUUUUGCCUUGGCUAUGGAGAUGUAAUGAGUUUCCUUCUGUUGCCUACAUUAAAGUGCACUUGAUGUUAUUGUUGCACACCUCUGGGUAAUGUGAAUCGACUAUAUUGGAUCC
Molecule: messenger RNA, 535 nt
Organism: Aegilops tauschii subsp. strangulata
Lineage: Eukaryota; Viridiplantae; Streptophyta; Magnoliopsida; Poales; Poaceae
Product: small ribosomal subunit protein eS28
Biological process (GO): translation; maturation of SSU-rRNA; ribosomal small subunit assembly
Cellular component (GO): cytosolic small ribosomal subunit; ribosome
Molecular function (GO): structural constituent of ribosome
Source: RefSeq, a predicted model, not a curated record